Molecule: messenger RNA, 2515 nt
Organism: Echinops telfairi (small Madagascar hedgehog)
Lineage: Eukaryota; Metazoa; Chordata; Mammalia; Afrosoricida; Tenrecidae
Gene: DAGLB
Product: diacylglycerol lipase beta
Exons: 15
Coding region: 20-2011 (663 amino acids)
Biological process (GO): lipid metabolic process
Source: RefSeq, a predicted model, not a curated record
GGGCAGCUGGGCCUUCACCAUGCCCGGGUUGGUGCUCUUUGGCCGGCGCUGGGCCAUCGCCAGUGAUGACCUGGUCUUCCCGGGGUUCUUCGAGCUGUUCCUGCGAGUGCUGUGGUGGGUAGGCGUCCUGGCGCUGUACCUGCAGCACCGCAAGCAGCUGGACUGCACAGGCGGCACCCUGCUCAGCACUUACCUGAUCGUGCUCAUGGUGCUCCUGACGGUGGUCAUCUGCGCCAUGGCCGCCAUCGUGAACGUCAGCAUGAAAGGCACCAUCUGCAACCCCGGGCCCCGGAAGUCGAUGCCCAAGCUGCUCUACAUCCGGCUGGCGCUCUUCCUGCCCGAGGUGGUCUGGGCGGCCGUGGGGGCCAUCUGGGUCUCCCAGGGAGUCCAGUGCAACCGGACGGUCGUGAACGGCAUCAUCGCCACGGUGGUUGUCAGUUGGAUCGUCAUCGCCUCCACGGUGGUGAUCAUCUUCAUAGUCUUUGACCCUCUGGGAGGGAAGAUGGGGCCCGGCCCAGGCCCCCUGCACGGCCACGACUCCAGCCAGCUGCUGAGCGGCCUCCGGACGGCGGCCACCAGCGUGUGGGAGACGCGGGUGAAGCUGCUGUGCUGCUGCGUCGGCGAGGACGAGCACACGCGGGCGGCGUUCUCGAGUACGGCAGAGCUCUUGUCAACCUACUUCUCAGACACUGACCUGGUGCCCAGUGACAUCGCAGCGGGCCUCACCCUCCUCCACCAGCAGCAGGACACCAUUGGAAACACACAGGAACCCAACGAGGUCGUCAGCCACGCCCCAGGCUCCUCGCAGGAAGCAGAUCUGGACGCAGAGCUGGAGAACUGUCACCAUUACAUGCAGUUUGCGGCGGCUGCCUACGGCUGGCCGCUCUACAUCUACAGGAACCCGUUCACGGGGCUCUGCAAGGUCGGCGGCGACUGCUGCAGAAGCCAAACCACGGAAUAUGACUUGGUGGGGGGUGAACAGCUCCACUGCCACUUUGGCUCCAUCCUGCAGACAACAGGGCUGCAGUACCGGGACUUCAUCCACAUCAGCUUCCACGACAAGGUCUAUGAGCUUCCCUUCCUCGUGGCUCUGGACCACAGGAAAGAAUCGGUCGUGGUUGCUGUGAGAGGAACCAUGUCUCUCCAGGACAUCCUCACCGACCUGUCCGCCGAGAGCGAGACCCUUGACCUGGGAUUGGAGAUGCAAGACUGCGUGGCACACAAGGGGAUUUCUCAAGCCGCCCGGUACAUCUACCGGCGCCUCAUCGACGACGGGAUCCUGAGCCAGGCCUUCAGCGUCGCCCCCGAGUACCACCUGGUCCUGGUUGGGCACAGCCUGGGGGCUGGUGCCGCUGCCCUGCUGGCCCUCAUGCUCAAGAAAGCCUACCCGCAAGUCCGAUGCUACGCCUUCUCCCCACCCCGGGGGCUGCUCAGCAAGUCCCUGUACGAGUACUCCAAGAGCUUCACCGUGUCGCUGGUCCUGGGCAAGGACGUGAUCCCCAGGUUAAGUGUGACCAACAUGGAGGAUCUGAAGAGGAGGGUCCUUCGAGUGAUUGCACACUGCAACAAGCCCAAGUACAAGAUCCUGCUGCAUGGGUGCUGGUAUGAGCUAUUUGGAGGGGACCCCGAUAACACUCCGACUGAGCUGGAGGGGGCCCACCAGGCCAACCUGACACAGCCACUCCUCGGCGAGCAGAGCCUGCUGACACAUGGUUCCCCAGCCUUCAGCGACGACUCCCCGACCAAGUACCCGCCCCUGUAUCCUCCGGGCAGGAUCAUCCACCUGCAGGAAGAGGGCCCCUCGGGCAGGUGGAUUUGCUACUGUCGCUCGGCUCAGUACAGCGCCAGGUGGUCCCAUGAAGCCGAGUUCAGCAGGAUCCUCAUCGGCCCCAAGAUGCUGACUGACCACAUGCCAGACAUCCUGAUGCGUGCGCUGGACCACUUGGUGGCCAACAGAGCGGCCUGCGUCUCCUGCCCAGCCGAGGGGGCCUCCCCGGAGGAGGCGGUGUAGCCCUUGCUCCCACAGCUGCCACAGGAACUCUGCCCGCUUGGCUCUGUGCUCACACUGAGUCUGUGGUGCCCAAUGGUAUAGGGCUCCAGCCACGGGGCCUGGAGGGAAUCACGUCGGGGAUGGGACUCUGGGGGCCUGAGGUCGAAAGGCCUGAAGCACCUCCCUGCUGGCUGCGGUCCCAGCCCUGAGGAGCAACCCAGGCCCCAGCUCCCCUCGCUGACCUGGGCAGAGGCUGCCCUCCUUCUACAGGAAGCACGUUCCUGGCCACGCAGCAGACACCUGUGGAUGGUGAAGCAGGCUGAGAAGCCACAUUCCCAUCAGAGCUGAGUCUCCUUUGGGGUGCCACCCAGGCUCGGCCCUUGUCCACACCUGAACAGGCCAGCUCUUCCUGUGAGGGUGGACGUGGUUUCCUUCUCAGUGGUGGCGGCUCUCGGGUGGGCCAGUGGAUCUGGAGCGAGUUCAGUAAAUAAAGCACCUAGCCACGCUUUCCUGCCUGCACAGCCA